ACUAGCAUGUCAUAGCAAGUCAGAGAAUGAGCUAGCUUAUCUUGCUUGCUGUGAUAAAUGGACAUUAGUGUAGCCCGUAGCUGUUGUUACAAACGCAUGCGGCUUUAAGAUCUGCAUUACAUAGAGAGAAUCAACUAAAAUUGUUUUAUUUGCCAUUUUGUGGAAUUCUUAUUCAUCUGGGAACUUCAGUCAACGUCAACAAGCUAGGAACUUAACAAUGUCUUUCGUGCCUGGCCAGCCGGUUACUGCUGUUGUGCAACGAAUCGAAAUAGUCAAACUACGACAGGGUGACAACUUGAUUUUGGGCUUCAGUAUUGGAGGAGGAAUAGAUCAGGAUCCAGGACAGAAUCCAUUUUCUGCGGACAAGAGCGAUAAGGGUAUCUAUGUAACAAGAGUAACACCAGGAGGACCAGCAGAAGUGGCAGGUCUGAAGAUGGGAGACAAAGUAAUGCAGGUUAAUGGUUGGGACAUGACGGUGGUGACUCAUGACCAAGCUCGCAAAAAACUUACCAAGAAGAAUGAAGAUGUGGUGCGGCUGUUGGUGACCAGGAAGGGACUGGAAAGCGCUGUCAGAAAUGCUAUGAUGUAAGGAUGACGGCAAACAAGCACACUCUCAUUCAAGGGGAUUUUAAUCAAACAAUUAUGUGGCCAGCUGUAAUUGGAUCUGAAUUGGAUGCAGAGGCUAGAAAUUAUGAGUUUUAGGAAAGGAACAAGAAAUCACAUGCAUGAGUGAAAUCACAUGAAAAAUUAUUUCAUGUGUGCGGAACAACUAGCUCUGCAUAUGCCAAAGUUCAAAGCCAUUCUGACAAGGUAUUAGAGCUUACUGUAAAAGUUGCCUCUCUCUGACCGUUAUUUUUUUUGUGUGCGUGAUUACUUACACAUUCUAAUAUUUUUCAUUUUUGUUUUGUUUCGGGGUUUUUUAUACAUAUAAUCAGUAACACUAAUUAAAGAACUUUUUCCCUAAAUGUCAUGUUAUAAUAACAAUAGGAUAUCACAACAGUGUUGACUGUUUCUUUAACUUUGCUCAAACCAAACUCACAAAAUACCAAGAGAUAUGAUUUUCACAGACCAUGUCCUCUGCUCUUUUGUUUUUGUAUACACUUGGGAGAAAUCAAAUGACAAAAUGGAAAAUUUAUAUCGUAAUCUAACAGCAGACACUUGUCAGCCAGGAAGGAUUUGAUCGUCCCAAAAGCAUACCUGUAGUUUAAACACAAGCACAACAUUCCUCAAUGUGCCAUUUUUCAUAAACGUAUAGGCUAGUACACUUUGUGUUCAGUGUGCGUUAUGUGGCUGAUUUGACUGGCUCCACACAUCAAAUGAACAGUAUAGUUGACCCAAUCUCAGUCAACCUUUUAUACACCAAGUCUGUGUUCUUCAUGUAUGUAAGUGCUUUUUUUUUCAUUCUAAGUGCAUGGAAUUAUCAGAGAUUCAUUAUCUUCUAAUGAAUCUAUGCAUUUAAUGCAAGUACUGUCCAUUCAAUUCCAAAACUGUAAUAAUAUACAAUGUUGAUCAUACCCUUCUGAGGAAAACUUGUUUCUUUAUGUCCAUAUAAUUCUUGUUUUGAGUUUGUUUUACUUUUGAUGUUUCAAUUGGGAGCUGGCCACACUGGCUAUCUUUAUUUCAAUCACUAUACACUGGCUCUCUUUUGUAAGUGUCCUUUCUUUAACUGAUUUACCUGAACUUGCUGCAAUCUUUUACUGGUAGAAUCAACCAUUUUGAUACUCCCAUUUUGACAUUUGAUUGUAUAUUUUUAUAUAUGGACUAUAUAAAAUGAUUUAGUUAAA
This is a messenger RNA of Sardina pilchardus (European sardine), 1784 nucleotides long. RefSeq names its product Tax1 (human T-cell leukemia virus type I) binding protein 3 (gene tax1bp3). Gene Ontology annotation, cellular component: basolateral plasma membrane; cell junction. Gene Ontology annotation, biological process: receptor clustering; receptor localization to synapse; establishment or maintenance of epithelial cell apical/basal polarity. The record is from RefSeq and is a predicted model, not a curated record. The transcript is spliced from 4 exons. Gene Ontology annotation, molecular function: protein binding. NCBI's taxonomy places the organism in Eukaryota, Metazoa, Chordata, Actinopteri, Clupeiformes, Clupeidae. Bases 218 to 589 code for a protein of 123 amino acids.